Messenger RNA from Trichoderma asperellum CBS 433.97, 951 nucleotides. RefSeq lists its product as uncharacterized. NCBI's taxonomy places the organism in Eukaryota, Fungi, Ascomycota, Sordariomycetes, Hypocreales, Hypocreaceae. The record is from RefSeq and is a predicted model, not a curated record.
AUGGAAACAAUUACGACUUCUGGGAAAUCGGUUCGAGGACUUCCCCGAGAUGUCUCUCCAGCAUCAUCAUCUCAAUCUUCUCAACAUGCAUACUCAAUCGACUCCCGUUCAAAUAUGUCAACAGCACCCUCUUCAAGAGGGAGCUCCCCUGAUGCUAAAAAGGACACCAGAAGUAGCCCUCGCUGCAGAAGCAAGCGCAACUUUAAGCAUAUGACGCCGGCUUGGAAUCUCAUGUUCCAGCCUCGAUCCUACGAAGAUAUUUACUCUGAACGAGCAUAUCUCACGGCUUCCCUCCAGAUGCACUCACUCAAAGCGAUCGAAUUAAUACACCAAUAUUCUUUAAUAGAAGAAGAGCUGCAUGCUAAGGAGCACAUCGGAAAACAGAGACGGAAGCUUCGCAAACAAAUGAGUUUCAUCAAAGUAAAAUUGGCCGAGGCGGCUCGCCAAGAGAAAGCAAUCCUUAUAAGGCUAGGCGAAUUGCAGAUGGAGCAACUAGGGAGAGACACUUGGGACCAGGUACAGCAGCGUAGGAUGUUUUACUCAUCAGCGCCAUCGUCCACGCCCCGGACGACAUCGUUCAACGCAACUUCGAAAGAAUUCGUUCCGUCUGAAAUUCAAUCUGUGAAUUUACCGGCACAUACUCAGCCCUGUUCAUCUGAAAUGGCCAAACCCAGAGUGCUUGACACAGUAGUUGAAGUACAAGAAGGGGGCGAAGAUGCCGUCGAUGGUAUUUCUAGUAAUAGCGAAACGGAAACCGAAUUGAAGCCAGAGACUGAUACCGAGUGCAAAGAUUUAUGCAAUCAUGGCCUGGAGUACACGUACAAAAAAUGCGACAAUGCGACAGAGACUUCACAGCUGCGUCCGUCCCACGUGAGAGAAAGGCUAUCGUUGUGUCUUGAGGAGAAGCGUAUGAGUCUUCCGACCCUCAGCUUCGUUUGGCCAAGCGCUUGA